UUGGGUUUCACAGUCCUAAAAAGGACCAGUGCAGUUUAUGUACGGCUUUCAUUAAUUCUACUGUUAAAGAAAAGGAAGACAUGGAAAGGGUGUACAAAACUCACCAUGAACAGAAAAAUCUAAGCCGCGAGGAAAAGAAAAAGGAUAUACAGGCAGCUAGCUUAGAUCCUUCUGUCCUUGUUGCCGUAUAUGAUUUGCAAGCAGUGUUGCCUUCUCCAUGUGGAACAACCUCCGACUUUUUCUACAAAAGGCACACUCAAAACGAGGGCGACAGUAUGCACUCCACAAUAGAAAAAGAAAAAAAGAGGAUGCUUAAAAGCAAUAAUACUAUAAUUAAUGUACCUGCUCAGUGGAUUCCCCUAAUAGCACUCUCCAAGAAAAAGUCUCCCCCAUAUGCGGUUUAUGAAGUUACACAGAGAGAUGUUUACGAUAUAAAGGUCCUUUGUGGCAAUACAGGGAAAAACUACAGUAUUGAUGUAGAUGGAAAAAAGGUAAACUGGAACCAAAUUAAAAUUAUUCAUUUUGAAAAGACUCAUCCAAAAACAAUAUUCUUCAAGACAGAUUACUCCCAACAAUACUACAACCGAAUCCUUGUUGAUCAUCGUCAACGAAAACCAACGAUUAGUUUCAAGGACAUCAAAUUAAAAUGCGCGUAUGAUCGGCCGUUGCCGAUUUCCAAAAAAAAGUACAAUGGUCUUAUGGAACUUUGUAGCAAAAAGGCCUUACCAUUACAGUAUCACCAGUUUUAUAAAAACUUACCACAUGAGAAAACAGACAAAAGUGAUAACGAUUAAG
Photinus pyralis (common eastern firefly) is the source of this 795-nucleotide messenger RNA. RefSeq lists its product as uncharacterized. The record is from RefSeq and is a predicted model, not a curated record. Bases 81 to 794 code for a protein of 237 amino acids. The transcript has 2 exons. Lineage: Eukaryota; Metazoa; Arthropoda; Insecta; Coleoptera; Lampyridae.